Messenger RNA from Penicillium oxalicum, 696 nucleotides. RefSeq lists its product as uncharacterized. Gene Ontology annotation, biological process: endoplasmic reticulum to Golgi vesicle-mediated transport. The transcript has 2 exons. NCBI's taxonomy places the organism in Eukaryota, Fungi, Ascomycota, Eurotiomycetes, Eurotiales, Aspergillaceae. Gene Ontology annotation, cellular component: COPII-coated ER to Golgi transport vesicle; endoplasmic reticulum membrane; Golgi membrane. Bases 1 to 696 code for a protein of 231 amino acids. The record is from RefSeq and is a predicted model, not a curated record. Gene Ontology annotation, molecular function: COPII receptor activity.
AUGUGGAUUUUACCUCUUGUAGGCUACCUCGGGGUGAUUGUCGGAUUUUGCUUCCUGACACUUGCAAUUGCAUCCGGCUUGUAUUACCUCUCUGAACUGGUCGAGGAACAUACUGUCUUUGCUCGAAAACUGCUCAGUCGUCUCAUAUACUCCAUCAUCGGCAUUCAAGUCCUCCUCGUCCUGUUCGAUCGAUUCCCCAUCUCGCUUUCCCUCCUCAGCAUCUUCUCCCACCUGGUCUACGCCAGCAACCUGCGUCGCUUCCCCCUGGUCAAAUUGACUGACCCACUGUUCAUUCUAUCCUGCGUGCUGGUCGUCAUCAAUCACUGGCUAUGGUUCCGCCACUUCUCAACGCCAAUCCCUGCGACAAGACGCAAUGAGGGUAACUGGCGCCAGCCCUACCAGGUGGAUUAUAGUGACAUGCCCUCGUUCUCGGAAGUGGCGUCCUACUUUGGCCUGUGUGUCUGGUUGGUGCCCUUUGCUUUGUUUGUCAGUCUGAGCGCGGGCGACAAUGUCCUUCCGACCAUGGGCACCGAAUACGCGAGCAGUGCGCACGCCAGUCACGUCCGAAGCUCAUCUGAAAGCAAAGCGAAGAACAAGGGAAUGGCAAAGGCUUUGGUGGAUGGUGUACGAGAAUGGGCUGGAGAGACUGGCGAGCUGAUGGGGCUCUGGAAAGGUGACCGCACCAGGCGGUUCUGA